Messenger RNA from Lolium perenne, 705 nucleotides. RefSeq names its product cysteine-rich repeat secretory protein 38-like. NCBI's taxonomy places the organism in Eukaryota, Viridiplantae, Streptophyta, Magnoliopsida, Poales, Poaceae. The record is from RefSeq and is a predicted model, not a curated record.
AUGGAGUCCCGCCUUCUCGGUUUUCCUGAUGCUGAAUCCCGCAGCCUUGCUCUGCAGGGUGGGAGUUGGGCUCGAGAACCUUCAUGCUCCAACACGGGCACCAUCAAUGGCCAGUACAAGAAGAACCUUGAUGAGCUCCUGUCCAACCUCUCCAAGGAUGCUCCCGAGAACGGGGUGUUCCGCACUAGCACGGUUGGGACAGGGGCGGACCAGGUCCAUGGCAGCCUCAUGUGCUUCGUCGACCAUGACCAAACCAAGUGCCUCGACUGCCUCGCCAACACCACCGCUUGGAUCACCAGAACAUGCCCCAGCAGCCUGACCGCAAGUGCUUCUUACGGCGCUUGCCUGCUCCAGUACUCGGGCCCAUCCUUCAUUGACUCUGCCAAGCACAGCUACGGCUUCGACAUGAACAUAACCUUCAUGUCGUUUUCUCCCCCGUUCGACGGGGACACAGCCAGCAUGGUCAACGCACGGUCACGGCUGUUCGAAGAGAUCUCGCGCAGGGCCAGCAACCAGACACUUGGGUUUUACAACCAGAGCCGACGGUACACCGUAGACAAGCAAAUGAUGAGGGUCUACGGUCUUGCGCAGUGCAGGGGGGACCUGGCGCCCGGUGGCUGCAGCAGGUGUAUUUCAGGGUACAACAGAGUGCUGCGGAGAUUGUUCCCGAACAACAACGGAGGUAUCGUCAAGGGGCACAGCUAG